Messenger RNA from Daldinia decipiens, 2155 nucleotides. Its product is annotated as fumarate hydratase. Bases 221 to 1867 code for a protein of 548 amino acids. Lineage: Eukaryota; Fungi; Ascomycota; Sordariomycetes; Xylariales; Hypoxylaceae. The transcript is spliced from 4 exons. The record is from RefSeq and is a predicted model, not a curated record. Gene Ontology annotation, molecular function: fumarate hydratase activity. Gene Ontology annotation, biological process: fumarate metabolic process; tricarboxylic acid cycle; malate metabolic process. Gene Ontology annotation, cellular component: tricarboxylic acid cycle heteromeric enzyme complex; mitochondrion.
CUUACUGUUUCCUGUUUCGCAACGGGCCGGCAAAUAGGAAGCCGGGGCAGUUUGCGCCUGUCUGGUCUCCGGACGGUAGAAUUGUAAUCUGAAGCAGCCUCAAAAAAUAUUGAGCGUUUUUUUUUGUAGCAAUUACAUCUUUCCUCCUUUCCUCUACAAUUGUUACCUAGUAAAACAUACACUAUCCUUACCUACGGGCCUCUACUGCGCGCUGUAAAUCAUGCUGCGAUCGGUAGGAGCUGCGGCCAGCGGCCAAGCUAGAAACCUACUUGGGCCGAGGAUUGCUCCUCGGCUUCUUUGCACAUGCAAUCGCACCUCCACAUCGUCGUCAUGUGUCACCUCGAGAUCUCUCCGCACCAGUCACAUCUCUAGCAAUCCUACGCAUACGCAUACGCAUAUGUAUACGCAUUCCCUACAAUUCCAAAGAAACCUACAUGCGACAUCGAUAAGAAUGGCUGACAACACGAGAACCGAGAGCGAUGCCUUUGGCGAAAUCCAAGUCCCCGCCGACAAGUACUGGGGAGCUCAAACUGAGCGAUCCCUCUCUAACUUCCGCAUCAACCAGCCUCAAGAUCGAAUGCCCCCUCCGGUUGUCAGGGCAUUCGGUAUCUUGAAAGGUGCUGCAGCCACCGUCAACAUGCGGUACGGACUUGAUGAGAAGAUCGGCAAGGCCAUCCAACAAGCUGCCGCCGAGGUGGCUGACCUCAAGCUCAUUGACCACUUCCCCCUCGUCGUCUGGCAAACCGGCUCGGGUACCCAGUCCAACAUGAACGCCAACGAAGUUAUCUCGAACCGAGCUAUCGAGAUCCUUGGAGGUACCAAGGGCACCAAGAAGCCAGUCCACCCGAACGACCAUGUCAACCGUUCCGCUUCUUCGAACGAUACAUUCCCCACCGUCAUGCAUAUCGCCGCUGUUCUCGAGCUUGAAGGCGAGCUCUUACCUUCUCUCAAGAGCCUCCGGGACGCGCUGCAGAAGAAGGUUGACGAUUUCAACGCCAAGAACAUCAUCAAGAUUGGACGAACCCAUCUCCAGGAUGCCACACCUCUAACUUUGGCGCAAGAGUUCUCAGGAUACGUUGCUCAGCUGGACUUUGGUAUCAAGCGAGUCGAGAGCUCUUUACCGGACCUAAGGCUACUUGCUCAGGGUGGAACUGCCGUCGGUACUGGAAUCAACACUUUUGAAGGCUUUGCCGAGGCGAUCGCCGAGGAAGUCAGCAAGAUGACAGGAACCGAGUUCAAGACGGCACCGAACAAGUUCGAGGCUCUCGCUGCGCAUGACGCUAUUGUUCAGGCCUCCGGUUCUCUCAACACCUUAGCUGCGUCUCUUACCAAGAUUGCUCAAGACAUCCGAUAUCUUGGCAGCGGCCCCCGUUGCGGUCUAGGUGAGCUGAUCUUGCCGGAGAACGAGCCGGGUUCCAGUAUCAUGCCCGGCAAGGUCAACCCUACUCAAUGUGAGGCCUUGACUAUGGUUUGCGCUCAGGUCAUGGGUAACCACGUUGCCACGACCAUCGGUGGCAUGAACGGCCAGUUCGAGCUCAACGUCUACAAGCCCCUUAUCAUCCGAAACCUGCUACACAGCGUAAGAAUCCUUGCUGAUGGUAUGCGUUCGUUUGAGAAGAACCUUGUUGAGGGUCUCCAAGCCAACGAGGAGAAGAUUUCCAGCAUUAUGAAGGAAUCGCUUAUGCUGGUUACCUGCCUCAACCCUAAGAUCGGUUACGAUAUGGCUUCCAAGGUCGCCAAGAACGCACACAAGAAGGGUCUAAACCUAAAGGACAGCGCAAUGGAACUUAAUGCCCUGACGUCGGACGAAUUUGACACACUCGUCAAGCCAGAGCUCAUGAUCGGGCCCAAGCCUUACAAGGGUUAGGUGCACCAAAUAGUUGAGCCCGUGGUACACUACGUCCAAGCCGAGCUUGAUGCGAUUGAAAAGAAGGCGUUGGAUUAUCAUCAACAACACCACCAGUCUUCUUAUUAAGUCCCUACGCAGGUGUUUCCUAAGUAGUGCACUACUUUAUGGCGUAUUAGUAGCGCUAGUCUACCCCUAGUUGAGUCUUGUCAAAUUACCUAUAACGGCCGAAGACGUGUAUAGAUUAGUUAUAGCAUCUUGUACAUAAGUAAAAUAAAGAGUAAACUGUUGUCAAUAGUUUUGUCUUGU